Messenger RNA from Pyrgilauda ruficollis (rufous-necked snowfinch), 3015 nucleotides. RefSeq names its product kelch like family member 7 (gene KLHL7). The transcript is spliced from 8 exons. Gene Ontology annotation, molecular function: protein binding. The record is from RefSeq and is a predicted model, not a curated record. Gene Ontology annotation, biological process: protein ubiquitination. Bases 229 to 2055 code for a protein of 608 amino acids. Gene Ontology annotation, cellular component: Cul3-RING ubiquitin ligase complex. Lineage: Eukaryota; Metazoa; Chordata; Aves; Passeriformes; Passeridae.
AUCACGUUGGUUUCCUUAGCCAGCCCACGCGAGACCGGGACACAGGUCGCCAAGGCGGGACGAGAUCCCUGCAGCGGGGGCUGCAGGAACCAUUGCUCGGGGCGCGGGGCAGAGGAAGCCCCUCCGCCGCUCAGGCAGGGCAGCCCCGUGUCCCUGGGCAGGCGGGGCACGGCCAAACCCGAGGGCUCCGGGCACGCCCAUCCCUGACCGGGAUCGCCGCUCGCGGGAAUGAGCUCCGGCCCCGCCCCCGGGACACGCCCCCGGGACACGCCCUCAGACGGAGGCGUGUCCUCCCGCAAAGCCACGCCCACACGGGCCGCGCCCCUCAGGCUGCCGCGCACGCGCCCUCCACGUGUCGCUGCCGAGCCCCUCCCCGCUCUUUGUUUACCCCGCGUGGGGCCGCGCGCCGGCCGAUGGCGUCAGCGCGCCCGGCCCCGCCCGGCCCCGCCCCCAGGCCGCAUCCGCCGCGGCGAUCAGCGGCGAUCGGGAGCCGCCCGCGUCCCCCCGGUGUCCCCGCCCCGCCGCCCCGCACCGGCACACGCUGUUCGCCUCCCGGCAGCCGGCGGGCGCAUGUUCCCGGGCGGGGUCGGCGCGCUGGCGGUGAGCGCAGGCGAGCAUGGCCGCGCCCGGGUCGGAGAAGAGCAGCAAGAAGAAGACGGAGAAGAAGCUCGCCGCCCGCGAGGAGGCGAAGCUGCUCGCCUCCUUCAUGGGCGUCAUGAACGCCAUGCGCAAGCAGGCAUAAGUGUGCUAGCAGAAUGCCUAGACUGCCCAGAACUGAAAGCCACUGCAGACGACUUCAUCCAUCAGCAUUUCACUGAGGUGUACAAGACAGAUGAGUUUCUUCAGCUUGAUGUUAAGCGUGUGACACAUCUCCUGAACCAAGAUACAUUGACAGUGAGGGCAGAAGACCAGGUGUAUGAUGCAGCUGUCAGAUGGCUGAAGUAUGAUGAGCCAAAUCGCCAGCCGUACAUGGUUGAUAUUCUUGCUAAAGUCCGAUUUCCUCUAAUAUCAAAGAACUUCUUAAGUAAAACUGUUCAGGCUGAACCACUUAUUCAGGAUAACCCAGAAUGCCUUAAAAUGGUGAUCAGUGGGAUGCGGUACCACCUCCUUUCCCCGGAAGACCGAGAAGAGUUAGUGGAAGGCACCCGACCAAGAAGAAAAAAACAUGAUUAUCGCAUUGCUUUGUUUGGAGGCUCUCAGCCCCAGUCCUGCAGAUAUUUUAAUCCCAAGGAUUACAGCUGGACAGACAUCCGAUGUCCCUUUGAAAAGCGCAGGGAUGCAGCUUGUGUCUUCUGGGACAACGUAGUUUAUAUUUUGGGUGGUUCCCAGCUCUUCCCUAUAAAGCGAAUGGACUGCUACAAUGUGGUGAAGGAUAGCUGGUAUUCCAAGCUAGGACCUCCAACACCUCGAGAUAGCCUUGCAGCCUGUGCUGCUGAGGGCAAAAUUUAUACAUCUGGUGGUUCAGAAGUGGGCAAUUCUGCACUGUAUUUAUUUGAAUGCUAUGACACGAGAACAGAGAGCUGGCACACAAAGCCCAGCAUGCUGACUCAGCGCUGCAGCCAUGGAAUGGUAGAGGCCAAUGGGCUCAUUUAUGUAUGCGGAGGGAGCCUGGGAAACAAUGUUUCCGGAAGAGUCCUGAAUUCCUGUGAAGUUUAUGACCCAGCCACAGAAACGUGGACUGAACUGUGUCCAAUGAUUGAAGCCAGAAAGAAUCAUGGGCUGGUGUUUGUAAAGGACAAAAUAUUUGCUGUGGGUGGACAAAAUAGUUUAGGUGGCCUUGAUAAUGUAGAAUAUUACGAUAUCAAGAUGAAUGAAUGGAAGAUGGUGUCUCCAAUGCCAUGGAAAGGUGUAACAGUGAAGUGUGCUGCCGUGGGAUCUAUAGUCUAUGUCCUGGCUGGUUUUCAGGGUGUUGGUCGCUUAGGGCACAUUCUUGAAUAUAACACUGAAACAGACAAGUGGAUAGCCAACUCCAAAGUCCGUGCUUUCCCAGUGACGAGUUGUUUAAUCUGUGUUGUAGACACUUGUGGGGCAAAUGAAGAAACUCUAGAGAUCUGAAGACUGGCAUUCUUCAAGGACUUGGGAAAAGAUGAUUAUUGGUGCUUUGCUUCCAUGUUUUACUGAAUCAUGUUAAAUUUAGUAACAGGAAAAAAAAUGAGAUGCAGUCUUUUAAUUUGUAUAUACAACAUUGUAUAAUGUGGAUUUUGUCAUGCCCAUUUUCUUGUCUGUUUUAAAGAGAUGGGGAUGUGUUUUGAGAAUCCACUUAUCUAGGUGAUAUCACAUGGCAUCUUCCUUUAAAAGAACUGUAGGUGUGGCCUUGUCAAACAGAGACCCAAUCCAAAUAUUUAGAAUGCCUCUAAAGCAUUUGAUAAAGAACACAUUCUGGUUAAAUGACAUUUUACCAAGAUCAGUUGCAGAGACACUUCCUUUAAUGAAGGUGAGUAAAUACGGCUUGACUGAUGAGAAAGAGGAGCAACAAUUUUUUCUCCUUCAUACCUACCUGCAGAAAUCUUACUGGGAUGAAAUGAAGAUAUUUUCUCAGGAAAGACCAAGGACUGCUGUCUAAUAAAGAUUCCCAGUGUUUCAGCAGCUCUCUAGAUCAUGAUAGCUGCCCUCUUCCAGUGAAUUUCUUCCAUCAUUUGCAUGACUGCUUAUCAGUUUUUUAAGGUUAGAGAGGCCAUACAUAAAAAUUAGAGAAACGCUUUGAUGGUCUCUUUGGCAUUUUGUGGAGCCUUCACAGAAAGACUUUUUGAUUUUAUUUUUUUUAAUUACACUGAGGUAGGGAAUGGUGGGGCAAGUCGACGACAAUUGUGCACUAUAAUUAGCAAGUUGGAAACUUGGAAAGAAUUUUCAGUCUAUCUUCCCAGGCAUCAGACUGUACAUACUGUAGAUGCCAAACCAUUAGCAAACAUGGGAAUGAGAAAAGCAAAGUCAAUACAACAGAUAUAUUGAUUUUCUUCUUGAAAAUUACUGUUUUUAAAAUGGCAUGAACCAAGUCAUUAAAGAUACUUUACAGAA